CAUUAAGUACAGUGCAAUUAAAUUCACACAAUUAAUUAUUUUAAUUCUCCUGAACAUACUGUCCAUGUUCAACCGAACGUUAUAAUGAUAAGUUCAAAGGAAAUAAGACCAUAAGCAGUGGCAAAAUAGUACACUUUCAAUAUUUUUUAAUUAACCAGCUGAUUUUUGUUACUUUGAUUGACUCUUAACUUUAGCGACUAUGGUUUUUAGGUUAACUAAUGUAUUUUUAUGAUUAAACUUAGGAUAAACAAUAUAACGUUUAAUUUAUUACCUGGAUGUUAAAAGUGAUGGAAGAUUUUAUUUAAACUGCACUCAAGUUUACAAUGGCGUUAUAUACGAGAAAUAUAUUGCAUAGUUUGUGCGUGAAUAUUCGUAAUUUAUCGGGUUUUCAUAAUAAUUCCAAUAUUAUUUUAAAACAAGUUCAACCCGGUAUCCAACAUAUUCCACAGCGUUUACUAUUUUGGGAGAGAGACAGGAAAGGUGGUUACAAAACUGAAAAAGAGGUAUCUACAUUGGAACACAUAAAAUUAGGUUACAAGGAAAUAAAACAGGAAUUCCAACUACUGAAACAAGAAAUUAGGGAGUUCAUUGUAACUGACCCCUUGUUAGUUGCAAGACCAGGCGAAACCGACCUAAUAUGGUGUUUUAACAAGCCGGAAGUGCUAGAGAAGUUUGUGACUACCAGUGACAGCGAUCAUAAUGAGGGUUACAGCUCGUGCAAGUUGGAGAUGAGCAGCGCGGGACGGGCUCGUUUCCACGGGAACCUGGAUCUUCGCGUACCUAAGGACGGCCGCAUAAAGAAGGCUGGGUACUGCGCCAUGAGGUCUGCUCGUAUUCGGAAAUCCUUCAAACGUGAAUCUACUUACGACUGGAAUUUGUACAAUACGCUGGUCCUGAAAAUACGUGGCGACGGCAGGUCUUAUUUACUGAACAUAUCUUGCGAAGGGUACUAUGAUAUAACCUGGAACGAUAUUUACCAUUAUGUGCUGUAUACAAGAGGAGGACCCUAUUGGCAAUUAACUAAGAUACCGUUUUCAAAAUUUGUUCUGGGGUCGAAGGGUCGUUUGCAAGACAAGCAGAGUAGGAUGCGGCUCGACAGAAUCACACAUUUUGGUAUUGCUUGCGGUGACAAGAUACCCGGAAAGUUUGACUUAGAAAUUGAAUAUGUUGGCUUGGAGUUCGAUCCGACACACGACGAAGAGUUUGCUUAUGAAAUGUACAAAACUGAUAAAUUUAUUGUUGGUGUUUAGUUUUGUUUAAAUUAAGAGUAUUUUAUAAAUA
Amyelois transitella is the source of this 1281-nucleotide messenger RNA. It is a transcript of the gene CIA30, whose product is annotated as complex I intermediate-associated protein 30, mitochondrial. Gene Ontology annotation, cellular component: mitochondrion. The transcript has 5 exons. Lineage: Eukaryota; Metazoa; Arthropoda; Insecta; Lepidoptera; Pyralidae. Bases 324 to 1250 code for a protein of 308 amino acids. Gene Ontology annotation, biological process: mitochondrial respiratory chain complex I assembly; mitochondrial electron transport, NADH to ubiquinone. The record is from RefSeq and is a predicted model, not a curated record.